AUGCGGCAAUUGACAAGAAACCCAAAUUUCCUAUCAUUUAUACUUGUCGUUGCUUUUAUUGAUGCAAGCGAACUAUCACAUUGCUGCACAAUUGGUAAGAUACAUUUUGAACAGUUAUUAUCGUGUGCUGAAAUAAAGCUUAAUGAAACGGCUAGUACCUGCAUCCUGACAGCAUCGAUAUGCUGCAUGGAUACAUUGCUGGAGCAUAAUUGCAAUUAUGGUAUAAAAAUGGCUGAAAGCGAAGAUCAAUGUUUAUUAAAUAUUACUGACAUUGGCGGAGGAAUUCGUAAGGAAUGUUGUGAAUGUUGUCUCUUGGCCAAGGAAUUAUCACGAAAUGAUAAAAGCUGUGUAGCACCGAAUGGUUUUGGCGCAGCAUGUUUGCGCUCCUUUCAUCAAUGCUGUUUUGAAAAUGCAAAAUCAAAACAAUAUCAUCGUUAUGAAAGUAAUUCGGAUUUGCUGGAUCUUUUGAGUGUUGGUGAUCGUUGCAUAUCUACAAAAUGUGAACAUCUAUGUACAGACCGAGGAGGUGCUACAGUGGAGUGUUCUUGCCAUCCCGGGUAUGAAUUAGGACCGGAUGGUUACUCUUGUAUUGACAUAAACGAAUGCGAUGCACGGGAUUCGGUGUGCCCAUUGCCUAAUUCAUUAUGUCUCAAUACACCUGGAUCGUUCUCCUGCGUUUGCUUACCAGGCUUCUAUUGGAGUGAUAUUGGCUCCGUUUGUGUAGAUAUUGAUGAAUGCUUACUACUAGCGGAUGAUUGUUUGGAAAGUCAACGUUGCUUGAAUACUCCUGGCUCAUUUAAAUGCAUACGAACAUUGUCCUGUGGUACUGGAUAUGCUCUGGAUAGCGAUACUGAACAGUGCAUUGAUGUGGAUGAAUGCAAUCUUGGUUCUCAUGACUGCGGACCAUUGUAUCAAUGUCGUAAUACUCAGGGCAGCUAUCGUUGUGAUCCGAAGAAGUGUGCUGAAGGUGAAUUGAUGAAUCCACGAACUGGUGAAUGCACAAAUAUGGACUGUCCUAUAGGUUAUAAACCAAUUCGUGGACGUUGUGAAGAUGUCAACGAAUGCGAAAUAAUAGGGCGAUGUGCGCAAUUUGAAGAAUGCAUAAACACUCCUGGUUCAUUCCGCUGUCAAGAACGAGGAAACUUAUGUACAAACGGUUAUCGUAUGGAUCGAGAUACUGGAUUCUGUGUCGAUAUUAACGAAUGCGCCGAUGGGACUCAUUUUUGUGGUGACAAACAAUGCAUUAACUUAUUGGGUAGCUAUAAAUGUCGUUGUUCAGCGGGUUUUGAAUUCAAUGAUACGACAAAACGUUGCGAAGACGUAGAUGAAUGUAAGAAGUUUGCGGGACACGUCUGUUCGUUGCAUGCAACUUGCGAGAAUACGUAUGGAUCAUUCAAAUGUCACUGUAAAGAUGGCUUCAAGAUUGCCAAAGACGCGCGAAACUGUGAUGAUAUUGAUGAAUGUAGUCUUGGUAAAGCAAACUGUGCGCAAAAGUGUAUCAAUAUACCUGGCAGUUACCAGUGCAUUUGUGAGCGCGGUUAUCGUCUCGGUGCUGAUGGUGUUACCUGUGAAGAUAUUGAUGAGUGUACUCUUUGGGCUGGUUCAGGUGAUGACCUUUGUAUGGGCAGAUGCAUUAACACUCCAGGUUCCUACAAAUGUCAGUGUCCUGUUGGUUAUGAAAUACAAGAAGAUGGCCGAACAUGUAAAGAUGUUGAUGAAUGUGCCAAAGGUGAGUGUCAAGGGAACGAUCAGAUUUGUGUAAAUACAUUGGGAAGCUUUAAAUGCCAUGUAAUACGUUGUCCACUGAAUUACAUGCACGACAAAAAUUAUAAAAAUCGCUGUAACCGAUUGAGCCAUUUAUGCGAUUCAUUAACUGAAGAAGCGUGUAAAAAUCAUGCGAUACGCAUAAGUUGGGAGUUUACAUCCAUACCAAAACAAGAACCAAUUUCAUCGAGACGAACUUCCAUCACACUAUUUACUGUUCGUGGCCCAACGUCACCUUCAAGCAAUGUUCAGUUCGAAUUGAAGUUGAAAAGCGCCAUACCAGAAAAAUUCUAUGUAUUACCGGCAGUACGAAGUAAUUUUCUAUUGCAAAAAAGUGAGGAAAAAAAUGGAGCAAUAAUUGCUCUGAGAGAUUCGCUGGAUGGACCGCAGGAGGUCAUUUUAGAGCUUAUUUUAAGACUUAGUAUUAAUGGUGUAUUUCAGAGAAAGGAUUAUUUGACUAUGGUGACGUGUGGAUCACCUAUUUUCACUUCUAUUUCAAGCAAAUCAGGAAAUAAUAUUUUGGUGGACGAUGGUUAUUCCUGCCUAAAACGAUGCUAUCCAAAUGAUCCAGCUUGUAUCAGUAAUCAUACUCAAGAGAUAUUAUAUCAGUUCAGAAGUUUACCAUCCACCAAACACGUAAAACAUCCAAUCGAAAUUUCUCAUGUACGAGCGCAAAUGGAUACGCCGUUUUCAGUGGAAUAUAAAAUCGAUAAGGCGAAUCGAGACAGAUUUGUGGUACAACAGGAUCAAAAUAUAGGCAUUGUAAAAAUGAUAGCACCUAUUGAGGGACCAAAAACGGUUGUUGUAAUGCUACAUCUCAAUAUUUAUUCACGGUCUCAUGUACUUUUAACACAUAACAUUGCCAUCAUAACUGUAUAUGUUUCAUCGUAUACUUUCUGA
Molecule: messenger RNA, 2664 nt
Organism: Brugia malayi
Lineage: Eukaryota; Metazoa; Nematoda; Chromadorea; Rhabditida; Onchocercidae
Gene: Bma-fbl-1
Exons: 19
Coding region: 1-2664 (887 amino acids)
Biological process (GO): extracellular matrix organization
Molecular function (GO): peptidase activator activity; calcium ion binding
Source: RefSeq, a predicted model, not a curated record